Messenger RNA from Rangifer tarandus platyrhynchus (Svalbard reindeer), 1857 nucleotides. Lineage: Eukaryota; Metazoa; Chordata; Mammalia; Artiodactyla; Cervidae. The record is from the annotation of a GenBank genome assembly.
AUGUUUCAUGGAACAAUCAUAGAAGAGCUAACCAAUCACAGAGAAUGGAGUCACUAUAAUGAAAAUAUAGUAGAAGAUCAAAAAGAUUUUGUUUUUGUGAAGUUCAGUGGCCUUCAUUUAAAAUCUAUGGAAAGUCUUCAAUCUUGUAUCUCUCUUAGAAUAUGCAUCUUCUCAAACAAUUUUAUUACAGAUAUUCGUCCACUUCAGAGUUGUAUGAAAUUAAUCAAACUUGAUCUCCAUGGAAAUCAGAUAAAGAGUCUACCAGAUACCAAAUUUUGGAGUGGACUGAAGAAUCUAAAACUUCUCUAUCUACAUGACAAUGGGUUUGCAAAGUUAAAGAACGUAUGUAUGUUAUCUGCCUGUCCGAGCCUCAUUGCCCUCACUAUGUUUGAUUGUCCAGUAAGCCUUAAAAAAGGAUAUAGACAUGUUCUUGUCAACAGUAUAUGGACUCUGAAAGCAUUGGAUCAUCAUGUAAUUUCUGAUGAAGAAAUAAUUCAAAACUGGCAUCUUCCUGAAAGAUUCAAGACAUAUAACCACCGACUUCUCUUUAAUUUCUGCUCUGCUUUGAAAAAGGGAUCAACCUAUGAAGAUGAAAUUGAUAAUAUCAAAUACAUUAUUUCAAAAAUUAAUGAAAUUCUGGCUCAUAACUCACCAGUUUUGAUUAUUCAAAGAUGGACACGUGGUUUCUUAGUUAGGAAAAAAAUGAGCCACUUGUUCUUGUAUAAAAAACAUGAAAAACCCAUUAGUGAAUGUGAGAAAAGAUGGAUUUACAAGCACAAAGGAUUUGAUGAUAAACUCUUUAAGGAACUCUUUUUUCAGCCUGGAACUAAUAUAACAGAAAAGUUUGCACGUUGGAAACAUAGUAUAUAUUCUCCUGUUGAUUUAAAAUAUUCUACUGAACAGAGAAAACUUGUUUCUUCUAUUUUACAUGAAUUAAAAACAAGAAAACCAAGAUAUCUCAUUCAAAAAGGUCAGAAAGAGGCUGAAGAUGAAACUGAGGAUGAAGAAUUGGAUGUCAGUUUUAGGAUAUCAGUGUUGAAACUACCCAUACAUACUUUAGAUUCAUUGAGAUAUGCUGCACUAUUGAGAGCAAAAGAACAAGAUUAUUUUCCUACAUAUGCCCAGGCAUUUUCUCCUGCUCAUCAAAAACCAGUAGUUAAAAUAAAAGACAUGCUGAUGGAAAAGAGAAUAAGAAGAGAGUUUUUGGCAACACACAGAGCUGGUAUGAAACUCCAAGCACUUUGUGAUGUUGAUAAAUAUUUCUCAGAACAAAAGAAGCAGGAAAGCAGUAAAAAUAAAGUAACAGCUGUAAGCAUGGCACAAAAGGCCCAAGAACGAAUUAGAAUAACUACUAGAGAAAAUUUAAAUAAUAAAAUAUAUGCUACACAUAAACUGACUGCAAGAGAUGAUGAGAUAAUUCAGGAUGGUUUACAACAACUUUAUCAGGAUAGAUCCAGCUACCUUGAGAAAGUUAAAGAGAGAAGAGCUCAGUUCCUGGAAGAAAAAAAACAAAAGGCUAAAGACCGUUUAUUAAUUCAGAACCUAAAUAAUGAGCGCACUCUUUUGACCAGAGGAAUGACUACAAUUGACAGAUUGAAGAGUAAGCAAGCUGCCUUGAAAGAGAAAAGUCUGAUUGUUCAGCAAAAACUGGCAACUGAAAAGUACCAAAGGGAUUUACUUAAACAAAUGAAGGAAAUUAGGGCUCAAGAAAUACAUAAAAGACACUGUGAAGAAAAGUUUGUUAAUGAUAUGAUUGCCUAUCAGAAAGCUUGUGAAAGACUUCAAGAUGCUAGAACAAAAGCUGCAAUUGUGAAAAAGACUUUAGUCACUAAGGUUCCUGAUGUAAUGACAAAGUGA